Phycodurus eques (leafy seadragon) is the source of this 2791-nucleotide messenger RNA. RefSeq names its product serine/threonine kinase 33 (gene stk33). The coding region runs from base 422 to 1765 and encodes 447 amino acids. The record is from RefSeq and is a predicted model, not a curated record. The transcript has 15 exons. Lineage: Eukaryota; Metazoa; Chordata; Actinopteri; Syngnathiformes; Syngnathidae. Gene Ontology annotation, biological process: protein phosphorylation. Gene Ontology annotation, molecular function: protein kinase activity; ATP binding.
UUCCGUAGUCCCUCGCCGACUUCUCGUUUGAAGUCUUUCAAAAAUGACAAAUCCCGCAAGAUCUGUUCCAUCAAGAAAACACUUCAAUGGAAGCUGCCCCACAAAAUGAGGUCGGCCAAAAGAUCUGAAAAAAAGCUGCAACAAAAUGACACGAUCCAAAGAAAUUCAAGAAUAGAUGACAAAUAAAGUAAUGGACAUCUUUCAAUCUGGAAAGGGUGACAAAGACAAUUCUAAAGCUUUAGGACUCCAGCGAACCACAGUGAAAGCCAAGUGGGGAAAACACGGAGCAGCGGCGAACCUUCCGAGGAGUGGCCGGCCUACAAAGAUGACACCGAGAGAACAGCGAUGACUCAUCCAGUAGGCUACGCGAGAACUCGGGACAACUUCGAAAGAACGGCAGGCCUCCCUUGCCUCAGUUAAGAUGGCAGAGGCAACAUUUAGCGGCUUAGGAAAAAACACAGCGGCCAAAGGAAUCUCAGAGAGGGACGUGCCUCACGUUCGUCUGGUUGGCGAUGCCGACGUAGAGGAAAUCUACACAAUUGGGAAGAAAUUGGGCCACGGCAGUUACGGGGUGGUGUACGAAGGCACACACAUUCGGACGCAGACCCAAUGGGCCAUCAAGACGGUUUGCAAGGCCGAGCCGGGAAGUACAAAGAUUAAGAUGCUGGAGCAAGAAAUCAAAAUACUCAAGCAAGUGGCUCACCCGAACAUAUUACAUCUGGAGGAGAUCUAUGAGACGGCUCAGAUGACAUAUUUAAUCACUGAGCUGUGUGUUGGAGGUGAACUCAAGCAGGUGUUGCAGCAUAAACAGUUCUUUCCAGAGGAGGAGGCGAGACACAUCAUCGGUUGCCUCGCAGACGCCAUCACCUACCUUCACAAGAAAAACAUAAUGCAUCGGGAUUUGAAACUUGAGAACAUUUUGGUGAAAAAUUCUCUUGAUGACUACAAUGGCAAGCUUGAUAUCAAGGUUGCGGACUUUGGAUUGUCAGUGAAGACCUUGGGCGUUGGAAGCGAAAACAUUCUGUCGGACGUCUGUGGGACUCCGAUCUAUAUGGCUCCUGAAAUGAUGAGCCAACGUGGUUACACACACUGGUGUGAUAUGUGGAGUGUAGGAGUCAUUAUGUAUAUUUUGCUGUGCGGGGAGCCCCCGUUUGUGUCCAAGUCCAAAGAAAACCGACUUAAGGAGAUUAGAACAAUAGGAGUCCAAUUUCCGUCACCCAUCUGGGACACAGUCAGUGAUGCAGCAAAAACAGUGGUGACGUGCCUCCUGAAAGAGAACCCCGCUUACCGCAUGUCCGCUAAUCAGUUGCGAGACAACCCGUGGAUUACAGGUGACACCAGCACGCCCGCCAUGCCUCUCAAUGCACUGGAGAUGAUGCACAACUUCCAUGAACAGGAGAAGAGCACGCAGGACCCGAAGCAAAGCCGAGACCCUUCCCCCGUUGCCAGGACCGCUGCGCCGACGACGUCGCCGGAGAUGAAAAGCAACGGCUUGAGCCACGACCGUCUCAGCGACUCUUCUUGCACGCCUUGCACGUCCACCAAAGCGAGGGGGCAGCGGCCAUCAACGCGACAAAGGGAAAAUGAUUUGUGGCGCCCCACUUCGUCCCAACACACCACAGACCGUCGUGAAAUCCCGCCCGCAAUCGAGUAUCAAGCCGCGCAAGUUUCAACGCAAGACGAAGAAAGCGGCCUCCCAUCAAAACGGACAGAGAUCUCCUCCAUCUCCUCUAAAAAUAUGACUGACUGUCAAAGCAGCACUUAAGUCACACAGAUGCCUCGCGGAACAAAGAAGGACCUCCAAAAAUAGAUUUAGCCUCUAUUUAAUGAUACGCUUGAAGCAGGGAAGUGAACAAAUUGAGCCGCGAUACACUGGUGAUGGCGGUGCCAAAUCAAGAGUGGUGUUUGUGUGCUCUCACCGGCCACUUUGUUAGGUACACCUGCUCCAAUUCUGCUAUUCGUUACCGUCUAUCUCAUACUGAGAGCCGUUUCUAAUGUUUUGGUCACAAAACAAACCCGUAUCGCAGGUGCACUUAAUGCCGUGGCCGGUGUGUGCGCUUGAUAUCUACCGUGUGAAUCCAGCAUCUCUCCUCAACUGUCCUAUUUUUGCCGAGGGGCCUCGGUCUGUGGGACCGAGCAGAAUCCACUGCGCAAAUGUUGACUUUUCACCGCCAGCUGUUGCCGAGGCUGCCCAAACAAUGCAGGCGCUCUUCUAGGUAUUCAAAUACAAGUUGAACACACAGCAAAUAUACAGUACAACAACUGUCAACGGGGGAAUAUGAAAAGUCCUCAUUUUAACAAAAGCGAAACUUUUUUCUUUGUUUUUUUCCCCUUCGGUGAGAAAUGUGUUCAUUUUUUGUUAGCUUCCGGGAGUGACGGUGUCCAUAAAGUCUCUCUCCAAUCAAAUGUGUUACAAUAGGAGAUGAAUAGCCAAUUCUGUGGAAAUGAUUCCAAAACCAGGAGUCAAUAAUACGCCUCGAUACGAGCGCCCUUUUAUCCAACACGGUCCCCGUCCGUCUCCGUCUCCGUGAAAUUUGCACAAGUUGACGGACGUGACAGCGGAUGUCUUGUAUACAAGUCAAUAUCACCUAAAGGUGCCUUUUAGAUUUCCUUAUUUCACCCAAAACGUUGAUAUGUUUUAAUUGAAAUUCAUAUUGAAGAUUUGUUGCAUAUAGGUCAAGCUCCCGUAGUUUAAAAAAAAUAAUAAAAAUUUAAUAAAUGAUCUGCAAGCAGCAAAAUAUGGGAGCUGGGAGGACAAUGACAGGGUAGACAUUUUUUUUUGGGGGGGGGG